CUCUUUACACAACACUUCUCUUCAGGAACUGAAUCAGCAGCUGCGUGUCGAUCGGUCUCGUCGAGUUGAGCUGAAGAUUUUCUCUAGUAUACUGAACAUCUCUUCAGCACUUCUCAUUAAGAUAGUCAUUUUCACAACAACCAGCAGUUAAACUUCAUUGUUUUUACUCAAAGUUUUGAACAUGCUCAUCUGCUCAGUUUUUCUCUGUCUGUCCUUUUUGACUGCAUGUGGUGUGUUUAGUGUUGAUGCAGAUGAAGUGAAGUCAGUGUCAGUGAUGGAGGGAGAUUCUGUCACACUACACACUAAUGUUGUUAAACAGAGAGAUGAUAAGAUAGCGUGGAGUUAUGGACCUAACAACACAUUUGUUGCCAGAAUGAAUGGAGUGGCCAGUAGCAACAUGUUAUCUGAUGAUGAGAGAUUCAUAGGCAGACUGAAGAUGAACAAUCAGACUGGAGAUCUCAUCAUCACACACAUCACAUCUCAACACUCUGGACUUUAUAAACUGAAGAUCAGCAUAAACAAGAAGAACUCAAACAAGAAAUUCAAUCUUACUGUCUACACAAGGGACAUCAUCAAUUCAAUCAACAAACAGGAUCAAGAUCUCACCACUGAUGCCUCUCCAAAGUCUUCAGAUUCUCCUCGCAUGUGGGUCAUUAUAAUUCCAGUUGUAGUUGCUCUUGUGAUCUGUAUGAUCAUCAUCAUCAUCAUCAUCAAACACAGAAGAAUGUCUUAUAAAGAAAGCGUUUUGAAGACCAUAUAUGCUCCGGUCAGUGAUAAAGGGAGCAGCAUCUACAGCAGCUCAUCUGAAGAUUCAAACUCUUCAACGUCUCCAAAUGAACGGGAAAAAAAGCCCAUGCAGUUGUACUGACUAAGUUUUUGUAAAAUACCCACCUGCUGGAUUCACAGACUUCACACAUACUGUACAUCAUAUCCCUCCCUUUACCUUUAUUUUCCUAUCCUAUGGAUCAUCACCUUAUCGUGGUGGAUGGGUUUGAGUGCCUCUGUAAUACUUUGUGCUUUGUUGUCUAAAGCAUUAGCUCCUGGUGAUGACACCCUUGACAAAUUGAUCCCAGGAGAGAGGCCAGACGAAGAGUGGUCCAAAACAUUCCUGAAAGUGACAGUUCACCUCAAAAUGAGAAUUCUGUCAUCAUUUACUCACAUCCUCUCAUCAGUUCAAACCUGUAUGAGUUUCUUUUUUCUGCAGAACACAAAAGAAGAUAUUUUGAAGAAUGUGGGUAUACAGAGAAAACAUUGGUCCCCAUUGACUUCUAUGUACAGACACAAAACCAAUGCGAGUCAAUGGGAACCAAUGAUUUCGUUCAUUAACAUUCUUCAAAAAUAUCUUCUUUUGUGUUCUCCAGAAAAAAGAAACUCAUACAGGUUUGAAAUGAUGACAGAAUUCUCAUCUCUGGCCCACGUGAUUCCCUCUCCUGCACACUUUGGUCAGGGGUCUUCCUGCAUAGAGAAUUUAGAUUUGAUCGCCUCAAUCAAAUGGGAUUUCUAUGAAUUAAAAUGCACAAACCUUAAGCAAAAACACCCAAUAAAUAAAGAAGAGAUGACUUUUUAUAGAAAAUUAAAAACUUUAUUACAA
Triplophysa dalaica is the source of this 1591-nucleotide messenger RNA. RefSeq lists its product as uncharacterized. Lineage: Eukaryota; Metazoa; Chordata; Actinopteri; Cypriniformes; Nemacheilidae. The coding region runs from base 182 to 868 and encodes 228 amino acids. The transcript has 5 exons. The record is from RefSeq and is a predicted model, not a curated record.